UUCGAGAGAGGUUCGAAAAUUCACAAACCUGCAAUCACGUCGGGCUAAACACCACAUGUUUUCUGAUAUUAUAUUAUACUCCAAAAUUUAUUAACUUAGAUUAUUAUAACUAGUUUUGGUGGUAGGGCAGCCUGGCAACACUGUAUAGGUAUAAAAGCCUUCAAAGUCAGCGACAAAACGAACUGCAGUCGGUCCUUGCUCUUCCAGUCUCGCUGCACUUCUUCACCGAGUACGGUCAAGGCUGCUGAGCGACGCGCUUCUGCUCUCUGCAAGAUAUUCUUUCCACUCCAUUAGAGACAAUUCAGCAGUAAAAUGACUCGCUUUUUUGGAGGUGUACUGCUCGUCCUGGCUGUAGCGGCAAUCGCCAGUGCUGUUCCACGAGUGAGACGCUUAGCUGGUGGAAGUGAUGCCCAAACUGGACAAUAUCCCUACAUGGCUGCGAUCAAAUUCGACGGCAAGUUAGUUUGCGGUGGUGCAAUAAUAAGCCCCAUAAAAAUUCUAACGGCAGCCAACUGCGUCGACAGAUGUCUGCGUGACAAAGAUCCGGCCUUUAGGGAUUGCAAAAAUUUCAUGACCGUCUACACUGGCUCUGGCUCUCUCUCAAAGGGCGGAACCGUUUCGCGCGUCAAAAGCGUCAAGGUUCCGGAGAAUUUCGUUUUGGGCAAAUUCGCCAACGAUAUUGGAACGAUCACUCUCGAGUCGCCGAUCAAGUUUUCUGCCAAUGAGAAGGCAGUCGAUUUACCCACCGCAGAUUUUGUCGAAAACAGUGUGGCCACUAGCACCGGAUGGGGUGCGACGGCCGGAGCAGAAAACAAAUUCAGCGACCUUCUGAAAAGUCUCCAGGAAACUGUGAUUUCGUCCAGUAAAUGCUCUCCAUUUUUUAAGGAUAAGCCCGUCCCUGUCGAUGUUAAUGACUUUUGCGGAGUUGCUGUCCCUGGUACUGAGAAGGCUGGACUCUGCAUUGGCGACAGCGGAGAUCCUCUGGUUCAAGACGGUAAACUCAUUGGAAUAUCCACAUGGGGCAUCGGGUGCGCAGAGGGCUAUCCAGACGUUUUCACAAACGUUUACAGAAAUCUCAACUUUAUUAAAAGCGAGCUUUAAUGAGGAAUAUCUGUUUGACAAAUGGUAUCGAUGAUGUCUGAUUCACAAUGUGAUUGUAUUGCUAAGUUAAUAAAUAUAUAAGUCAUA
Molecule: messenger RNA, 1188 nt
Organism: Nasonia vitripennis (jewel wasp)
Lineage: Eukaryota; Metazoa; Arthropoda; Insecta; Hymenoptera; Pteromalidae
Product: chymotrypsin-1
Exons: 5
Coding region: 313-1101 (262 amino acids)
Biological process (GO): proteolysis
Molecular function (GO): serine-type endopeptidase activity
Source: RefSeq, a predicted model, not a curated record